This is a messenger RNA of Phoenix dactylifera (date palm), 3642 nucleotides long. RefSeq lists its product as uncharacterized. NCBI's taxonomy places the organism in Eukaryota, Viridiplantae, Streptophyta, Magnoliopsida, Arecales, Arecaceae. The record is from RefSeq and is a predicted model, not a curated record.
GGAUUAAGAAAGAGAAGAGCGAGAGAAAGGAGAGAAGGUGAGAGGGGUUUUCUCUGGAAAGCGAAGGAGAGAGAGAGAGAAGGAGAGGAGAGGAGAGGGAGAAGAACGCGUGACGGCUAACGACGGAGAGAGAGAGAGAAAGAAAGACAGUUUAGGGUUUCUUCGAAGCUUGGGAAAAAAUGCCACAUCUACUUGGUCCCAAGUCUCUACCAUUUUUUCCUCAACUGUUUUGAGGUAGGACAGUUUAAUAUCAACAUGUUGCGCGGAUGUCAUAAUUGAAGCUUAUAAACUUAUUGUGUGAAACAAUAUGACACUUGAAGAUUUCUUUACUCUUAAUGAGAUGAAGAAUGGGGUUUCAACUCUUCCAAGAGUUGAAGAACUGAUUUCUGCAAUGGAAAGACAGAAAGAUUAUGUUAUGAAGAAUGCAGGCGAUACUGCAAGACAGUGGUCAGCUGUUGCAGACACCUUGGCAGCCACAGAAAAUAAGGACUGUCUUAAUCGUUUUGUUGAGUUGAAUGGGCUCCUCUUUCUUAAUCAGUGGCUUCAAGAAGCUUUGAAGUGCAGUAAUGAUGUUAGUAGUAGUAUCAUGGAAGAAGUAAUACAUUCGCUUCUGGGAUCCCUUGAGAGGCUUCCAGUUGACAAGAAAAACUCAACUGCUGAUGGAAUUUGGGCAACUGCUGAACAACUGCUAGGUCAGAAAAAUCCUAGUAUAAAGGAGAGGGUGAGGAAUUUGCUUGAUAAGUGGAAUAAUGGAAAGGUUAAUGAUGUUAGCCAAGAUAUGGAGAAUGGUGGCAUAUGCCAAGAUAACCAGCACAAGCCUUCUGCUGACGAAAACAGAAUUGACAUUUCUUCAUGCAAUUUGGGGGAUGAGGAGGGGAAUUGCAGGGUAGAUUCUGCUGGGACUGAGUCUCACCACUCAGAUUUUACAAAAUGCUCUGACAGUCCCCAGUUGGAUAUAACCAAUGAUGUAAAAAUUUCUACAGCAAAUCAGACAAAGCCAACUGAAUCUCAGAAUUCAGCAAAUGCAAAUGUAGCAGAGAUUAAUUCACUGCGCUCCUCCCAUGCGUCAAAUUCUUGUCAGGACAACUUUUUUAUUACAAAAGAGUCUGUCCCAGCAGUGGGAAUGGCUUCUGCUGACUUAUGCAGUUCUGUUGGCAGGGGAAAAGCUGCUGAUGAACAGUCUGAGGCUUCAAAACUAAAAGAUGUUGAUAAGGUGAAAGAGAUGGAGGUGGAGGUAGGAGUGAAUAUGACAGAAGUUGACCAAUGUAAAGCUAGUCAAAAAGAAAGUUUUAAUGCCCCAACAUCUUCUGGUUUAUCUGCGCCUUUAUCUGCACAGAAGAUGGAAUCCACUAUAUCAUGCAAUUUUGAUCCCAGGGAAAGCAAAUCUUGUAUAUCAAAAGCUUCUGUUGCUCAUGUUGCUAAGGAUUCUCAAGAUUUGUCCAGCAGUGUAUGUGAACUAAGCAAAACAGAUGGUUCUGAGAAUUCUUUCGCAAGGAAAGAAGCUGUGGAAAGUGAUCGCGGCAUUAAUGAGCAUUGCAGCAAGGCAAAAUUGAAGGUGAGGGAAGGAGGGAACCUUGUGAUCCCUAGUAGUUCUUCAAAAACGAUAAGCAUGAAGGUAACUGGUGAGAUGGACAGGAGGUCAGAAAUGGAACUUGAAUGUGGGGAGAUUGAUGCCUUGGAGGUUGCACGGCAAGUUGCUCUAGAAGUGGAACGUGAAGUUGUUGACUACAGAGAACCAUUCUGUAGCUCUUCUCCUGAUUUAGAUUCAGAGGAGAGAGUGCAAACCUGUAGCCCUGAGUUGGUAGAAGGCAAACAGGAUCAGCCAACAAUUGAAGAACUAAACCAGAAUGAGUCACCAACUGGGAAAGGUCUUUCUGAUAGUUCCCAUUCUCCCAAGGAUGAUAAGUCAGAAAUUCCAGCACAAAGUGGCAUUGAUACCGAGAGACAUGAGAAAGAUAUCAAACCUGAGUCGACAGCAGUUGCUGAAGAGGCAGUCUCUAAGAUUAGCAAGAACGUAUGGGACUUCGAUCUAAACAAAGAUGUGUGCACUGAGGAUGAUCACCCAAUAAACUCCACUCUCAACAAUCAGGUCAACCUGUCUGCACCUAAAGCUAUCGUUGCUGCUUCAAAAGGAGCUCCAGAAUUGCCAGUGAGCGCAUUUUGCUUCGAAGGUGAAUUGGGUUGGAGGGGUUCUGCUGCCACGAGUGCUUUUCGCCCAGCAUAUCCUCGAAGCACUCCAGACGCCGAGAUGCAUUCAGGUCCAAAAAGCAGAACAAGCCUCCCUGAGAUAGACUUGAAUGUGGCUGAGAGUGAGGAUAAUGUGGCAGUUGAACCAGCAUAUGUAAAAGAGGUCCCUCAUCUAUCUGCCUUUCCUUCCAGGGAAUCUUCAAUGGACAUUAGUUCAAGAAGAGUAGAGAGGCUCAAGCUGGAUCUUAAUCGUCUUGGAGAUGAGGAUGUGUCGCCACAUCCAUCGUCGUUUUGGAAGCUUCAUCACCAGAAUGGAGACCAAAGCCUAUCUGCUGCUGCAUCAUCCUCGGGGCAUGUUUCAAUGAAAGACUUUGAUUUAAAUGACAACCCAUCUUUAUUCGACAUCGGUGGCUCUCAUAACCCGAAUAAGCCAUCUUCCAAGGCCUCAGGCAUGUCUGGAAGCUCCAAACUCGACGAUCCUGUUGUUACAAUUAUGGGAUCGAGGAUGGCUGUGGAAAAGAAGGAUUAUGGGAACCAAACCCAGCAAUCAUAUUUGGGGAAUGUACUGGGUUUAGAGCCGGCUGUCUCUGCCCGACAAAUGCUGCCUUAUGCUCGCAUGCCGCCGCCGCCUGCUUAUGGGUAUCCUGGGCUUGGCACUGGUCCCGCCAUGGCUUACCCUUCAGCACUGUAUGGACCUGGCAGCAUCCCGUACAUGGUAGAUUCAAGAGGGGCCCCCGUUGUACCACAAAUAAUUGGCUCGGCAGGACUGAGCGGUGCACCUUCUGCCAUGCCCCCAUUUCUUUCGAGCGUGCAUAGCACAACCAUGAGUCCGAAGGGAACUGGUUUGUCCCAAUCCGGUUUGGAUUUGAAUUCUGCCAUGACAUUUAUGGACAGCGGGAACAGGCAAUCAGGGGGUUUUAGGCAGUUGUUUAUGCAAGGGCACGAUGGUUUAAUGGAAGAGCAGGCUAGGUCUGCCUCGCAGCUUGCAGGUUCAGGGAUGACCCUGAAACGCAAGGAGCCGGACUGUGGGAGGGAUCCUUGUACUUUGGGUCACAAACGGGUGACGUCGUGGCAAUAGCCUAUUCUCUGAGGCUAACGGAUUUGUUUUGCUCUUAUAUUUUUAUAUUGCAAGUUCCCUUGGUGCCGGAGGUGCCACGGUGAUCAGAAGAACUGCUAUUUACAUGAUCGGCGCCUUGAGGAUAAAUUGACCAAUUCACCAUGUGGGAGUGGCUUCAGGAAAAGUUAAAUUGAAUAAUGCUGGUUAUAGAUGAUGAAAUUUGAUUCCUGGGGGAAAAAAGGUAUUAUUGUUUCAUCUUGGUUUUAUCCUUUGUUUUUUUUUUUUUUGUUUGUUUGUCAUGUAGGCAAUUGCAUGUGGGAUCGUGUUUCUGUGCGUUCCUCAAUUAAGCUAACAAAAUGAAGGAAAUAGGGUUAUGCCUAAAAGGCUUCAUGAUAGUA